AGGGGUCUCUCCCACAGUCUCUCUUUCACAAAAUGGCGGACGAGAUCGUGGAGGGUUUACAUAAUGGUCKAUAAAAAACGUUUUUUUGACAAAGGAUUAUGCUUAUUCAAUGCUGUAUCCACCAAUCCUUCCGUUUGAGUGUCCGUCAGCCAAAAGCCGGUUUUCAUGUGUUGGGAAGACUUGUUAACGUAAGGGCUCUCUCGACGACAGGAAGCUAUGUCUGUAGUAAUGGACGUCUAGUACAAAAUAGAAUAUACCUCUCAUGUUUGAGCAAGAAAUGUGAAACUAUUUUUACAAAGCAUGUUACAAGAUCAGCUAGUACAGCAAUCAAUAAAUCUCUGACUAAGGGUGCUACGGUAACCAAGAAGGCAGUUGAAGAUGAUGUGGAGGAGGUCUGGAGACAACAGGAAGUUGARCUUAAAUUACUCCCAGGAUUCUACAUGAGACUUGCCAAAAUAAGGUUAACAGGUAUGGUAGUAUUAACUGCAAUGGCAGGGUAUGCAUUAGCCCCUGCGCCAAUGCAUAUGGAUGCAUUCUUGUGGAUGUCAGCAGGCACUCUUCUGUGUUCAUCAGCAGCCAAUGCAAUCAAUCAGUGGUUAGAAGUCCCUUUUGACUCUCAAAUGGCAAGAACUAAGAGCCGAGUACUAGUUAAGGGGUUGCUAAGUCCAUUCCAUGUUCUCUCGUUUGGUGUCAUAACAGGAAGCCUUGGUGUGCUAACUUUAUUAUCACAAGUUAAUGGUUUAACAGCUCUUCUAGGUGCAGCAAACCUUUUCCUAUACACCAGUGUCUAUACUCCWUUGAAACGAUUAAGCAUUGCUAACACAUGGGUAGGAUCAUUGGUAGGAGGGAUACCACCUCUAAUGGGCUGGGCAGCAUGUACAGGGACAUUAGAGCCAGGUGCUCUGGUAUUAGCUGGUAUAUUGUACUCAUGGCAGUUUCCWCAUUUUAACGCCCUUAGUUGGAACCUUAGACCAGAUUACUCUAGAGCUGGUUAUCGCAUGAUGUGUGUGACUGACCCCGCCCUAUGCCGUAGGGUGGCUCUGCGCCACAGUUUGUACCUCAUUGGCUUGUCUACCUUAUUACCCAUGUKUGACGUYACGUCAUGGUGGCUAGCAUUGGAUUCUCUACCUCUUAACGUUUAUCUUACAUGGUUGGCAUGGAGAUUUUACAAGAGAUCAGACAGUAAAUCGUCAAGAGAACUUUUCCGUUUUAGUUUAUUGCAUUURCCACUUUUGAUGCUGUUAAUUAUGAUUCACAAGAAACCAAAGAAAGGAGAGAAUGUGGAAAUGCUGGAUGUUGCUAUUGAAACUUGAAUCAAAUUGGACUCCCUGUGUUAUGUCACCACAGGAAGCCCAUUAGAUGUUUUAAUGUUUUACCAAAGAAGAAGGAAAUUAUAUUGUCAUGGGAACUGGAUUGUAUUGAUUGGUUAAAUACUGGUGGUGUUGAUAUUGGGCUUGCUGUUCUGUUUAACCAAAGGGAAUCAAUAACAAGAAACCUUGCGAAGGACCAAUUCUUCCACAGCACCAUUCUUGACUUAGCCCUUCUUGAAUCUUUAACUCAUUAAAGGGAGAGACCUGGGAACAAGCCUUAUAACGGCUGCAAGAGGAAACUAUUCUUGAUUUGUGUGAUGGUAUAAUCAAUAGUUUGGGCCUCCUGUGUAUUUUAACCACAGGAACCCCAACAUUUCUUAUUUUAAAGGUGAACUAUGUAAAUGAAUAGAUGUUUUUAUAAAGAAAAUACUAUUAUCUAGUGCACAGUUGUUUCCCACCCCUCCCUUAGGAUUUCUUUUACAAGAUUCUCCAUUUUAUAACUUCAGAUAGAGGGUGGAAAAUAUCUGUGCAUAGCCUGUUUGUAAAUUGUAUGAAUAAAAUCAUUAAGCCAUG
This is a messenger RNA of Exaiptasia diaphana, 1883 nucleotides long. RefSeq names its product protoheme IX farnesyltransferase, mitochondrial. Bases 99 to 1313 code for a protein of 404 amino acids. NCBI's taxonomy places the organism in Eukaryota, Metazoa, Cnidaria, Anthozoa, Actiniaria, Aiptasiidae. Gene Ontology annotation, molecular function: protoheme IX farnesyltransferase activity. Gene Ontology annotation, biological process: heme biosynthetic process. Gene Ontology annotation, cellular component: mitochondrial membrane; mitochondrion. The transcript is spliced from 8 exons. The record is from RefSeq and is a predicted model, not a curated record.